UGUUCCGCAAUGAAUUAGAUUAAUUAUAAUAUAACAAAACAAUUCUCUGUUACUUUAAAAUGUGAUAACAAAACGGGUAGUUAAAGGUCUCUAUGUCAAAUUAUUCAUAAACAUGUUUUACAAACACUAUUCUGGUUAUAACAAUAUUAGUUCUGUCGCAAUGAAGACGUGUUAUAUAUCAGCGUGGCUCUUAGUUUUAAUUUCAUGUCAGAGUGCGAAAUCUUUUAAAAUAGACGACAAUGAGGAAGUUGGAGGUGUGCAAACAUUUCUGUAUUUUGCUUACGGCAGCAACCUUCUAACAAAAAGGAUACACAUAAAAAAUCCAUCUGCUAAAUUCUUCUCAAUUGCCAAGCUACCGAAUUUCAGGUUGGAUUUUGAAAAUAUCCAUAACAACUAUUGGAAUGGGGCCGUGGCCACGAUCGUUCAGGAUCCCGACAGCGUCGUAUGGGGAGCUCUGUGGACCCUCGAAACGAAAGAUAUUCCUCACUUAGACGAGCAAGAAGGAGUAAAUGUUGGUCUGUAUCGAGUAAGAAACGUCUCAGUUCACACUCCCGAUGGAAACACCCUGACGGCACGAACCUAUCAGAUAACUGUGGAUCCUCAAAAAGUACCAAUUAAAGACAUGCCUCCAGAACGACAACCCUCAAACACAUACAUGGAGGUUAUAAUACGUGGGGCUUUUGAAUGUUCGUUGCCAAUGAAUUACAUUCGAUAUCUUGUUACAUUCCCUACUAAUGGGAAACUCGCACGGUCGGACGUAUUGCAACUGCUUGGAAGUCCCUUUACUGAAGCUGAAGAAACAUAAAGAUAUUUAAAAGAACAUUUGUUUAUGUAAAGGUAUCUGUGAGAAGAAUUAUUAUUAAAAAUAUACUUUUAAAAAUUGA
Molecule: messenger RNA, 884 nt
Organism: Danaus plexippus (monarch butterfly)
Lineage: Eukaryota; Metazoa; Arthropoda; Insecta; Lepidoptera; Nymphalidae
Product: gamma-glutamylcyclotransferase-like
Exons: 4
Coding region: 113-805 (230 amino acids)
Molecular function (GO): gamma-glutamylcyclotransferase activity
Source: RefSeq, a predicted model, not a curated record